GAUUUAAACAAAAGCAAACGGUUUUCAGUUCAUACACAGAGAAUUUUGUGUUUUUCGCGAACGAUUCAAUUUGUAAUAGUUUUAUCAGUCGGCAUCGAUUGCUCCAAUAAGAAAAAUUUAAAAUAUUUCAAUCAAAAUGGGUGUCGAGGAUGAUAUUCUUCAUUUUGAAGAUUGGGCAGAUAACCUUGGUUUUCCGUCGAAUGUUUUGCCACCGAAAAAGACAUUGAGCCGCAUAUUUUCUUCUGGUCAAAUGCUUGCUUUUAAUGAACUGAUGAGACGAAUACAACCACAACAAGACGUGAAAGCCGUACGCGAUGAAAUCAAAGUGCGCAAAGUUGAACGUAUUGGUGGUAAUACAGUUGCUGUGAAAAAAGUUCAAUCAGAGCAACUGUAUUUGUAUCAAACGAAGAAAAAGUUGGAAGAACGUUUGGAAAAUUUAAAGUCUCGUGUCGCAGCAAAAAAGCAACAAUAUCAAAAAUUGGCAAUUUCAUCGAAAGAAAAUAAUAUUCAAACGUUUCAACUGAAGGAGGAAAUCGUCGAUACGACUGCAAAAAAUGCAAUUUGUAAAUUAAAAACAAGAGAAAUUGAGCGUCAAAUCGAGGCAGAGAAGGAGAUUGGUAAAAAUAUUGAUGAAAUAACGCCGGUCAAAUUCACCAAUUCCAAUGACAAAAAUGCGAUGGCUGCUUUGACAGCGGCCAAACUCGAACUACAGAAAUUCUACGCCACUUUUAAUCAUACGGAAAAUUAUGAAGUGAAUUUGACGACUCGUCAACAACUCUGGCAAAGAUUACGUGGCAUAUUUGCACAGAUUCCGAAUUUGACACUGUGGACAGGCAUUGGUGAUCAAAUGAAGCAAAAGGCGUCAAUGAUGGAGACGUUGAGCUUAAUGGAUAUGGAAAAGAUUCUGUAUGUGAAUGCCGGAUACGAUGAUCCAACGCAAAAGAAUAAUCUACAAGUUGAAAUCGGCAAAUUACAUGCAAAGCAUGUUAAAUUGUGUAUCAUGCGCCAUGGCAUUGACAAACGCAGUGAAGGUAUUUUAAAUGAUUAUGUGGUGUUUUACGAGUCAUUUUUGAAUGAUUUACGGUCCAAAUACUUGAUGUACAACAAUCAAAGUAUUGAUGAUGAUUUUUUGGGCGACUACUUGAGUCUGUAUUCGACAUUGUACUAUGGCAAAGGUGAAAUCGAAUAUCUGCUCAAUGUCGUCGAAGAAAAUCAAACGGAAAUUCAACGUCGCAAAAAGUCGAACGAUGAUUAUCUUGUGGGCAAUACGGAAUUGACAAAGAUUUAUCUGGAUAUGGAAAAUCUAUACGUUCGCACCCAUGAAGACAUUUACAAUUUGACACAUGUCCGUGAAAAAAUUCAACACAGCGAAGAUUUGAUGCGGUAUUUACUGCAAUGCAAAAAGGACCAACAGCUACCGGCACCGGGUUCAGAUACACGGAUGAAUAGUUCCGGCAACAGUAGUGUUGCGAGCAAUGACAGCGUUCUCUCCACCAAUCGUUCUGAUAGCGCCAACAGUACUGCUUUGUUUGGAAGAUCGGAGAUUGGUGCUCCACGUUCGAUGCCGACGACUUCAUUGCCAAAUCAAUUAUCUGAAAUAAAAAUCUUUUUGAAUACUCCCAUCGUCAAAUUUAAACUUCGAAAUCCAUUGCAAGAGCACUUGGAUUUAUGCGCAAAUCCGUUACUCAAUAUAAAGAUAUAUGACCAGCUGCCAAAUGAUAUAAAGCGCUUAAUCUUCGAUUACAUGAUAACGCCAGCCAUGUCAGUUAAAAAUUUACAAUCGCAAAUCGAAUGGUUCAGUCAAAUGAAAAUAAUCGAAAAGGCAUUUGAGGCACCAGAAGGACUGCCCGAAGUCGAUGAGUCAAAGCUGUGUACGCAAAAGAACCAACAAAAUGAUGCCUUGUCUGAGAUAACGGACGAAGCUAGCGCUAUUUGCGCAAAUAUUCAUCGCAUUUAUCGGAACAUUGAACGCUACAUUAACUUUAUAAAUGAAAACCCUUUACGAAAAUGGAUCCCCGCAACUGAAACGUUCAACGGAAAAACCUAUCACGAAUAUGAACGAGAAUUCAUGAUGUACUAUAAAAUGGUCCAAAAGUCAGAUCCCAUUUGAAUGUGUAUACUAUAUGAUAUAUAAUUGUAUGUUGUCAAACUGUGUUAGAAUGUGUUAGAUUAACCAAAAUUAGCAUUAAAUUAUUGUUAGUUCAAGUUAUUCAGAAAAAAAAUUGAUCGAUCGUUGAUAUUUAUGAUGUUCUCUUGACAUUUAUGGCGCACAGUAAGUUGGUUUUAC
Molecule: messenger RNA, 2287 nt
Organism: Contarinia nasturtii (swede midge)
Lineage: Eukaryota; Metazoa; Arthropoda; Insecta; Diptera; Cecidomyiidae
Gene: dgt5
Product: augmin complex subunit dgt5
Exons: 8
Coding region: 137-2110 (657 amino acids)
Source: RefSeq, a predicted model, not a curated record